Messenger RNA from Oncorhynchus nerka (sockeye salmon), 1635 nucleotides. RefSeq lists its product as uncharacterized. The record is from RefSeq and is a predicted model, not a curated record. Gene Ontology annotation, cellular component: nucleus; cytoplasmic side of lysosomal membrane; cytoplasmic side of late endosome membrane. Lineage: Eukaryota; Metazoa; Chordata; Actinopteri; Salmoniformes; Salmonidae. The coding region runs from base 625 to 1233 and encodes 202 amino acids. The transcript has 5 exons. Gene Ontology annotation, molecular function: zinc ion binding.
CCUGGUCUAACAGUGAGAGUACAACCACAAUAUGUAAAUAUCUCCUGUAGGUAGUCCUUGUUGAAAACAAGCAAAAUAUUUCACUUAUUUCCUGGCGUACAUAGAGGAACAUCACAAUUCCCACAGCACAAUCUGGGAGCAACCAGUGAAACCAGGUAAAAAUCUAUAAUGUCUCAUUACAGUAAUCAUUUAAUUUGCAGCAGCUAAGAGAAAAUGUGAAAUAUAUUUUGUAUCUUUGAAAUCUUGUUUUUUAGUCAUGUUGGGUCACAUCAAUCUAUCUGACUUGUAUGAACAGAACGUGAUCUCCUUACAUUAGUUUGUCUCGGUAUGAAGUAUUUGUAGAUGUGCAAGGUUGAUGCUUACAUUGAUACAUAAAGUUAGUGCUGUGUCUUUUGGCUUAUCAUCCAAGUUGUAUAACAGGAAUAGAUCGAAUUGAUCUGAAUGUGUCUAUCUUCAUGACCCAAUCAUCUGAAGAAAUGGAUUUGUUGUCCUAACACUAUAUAGUUCUGGGCGACUGGCAUGCAUUUCAGACCGGAUUACCUGAUUGGUGGCUUUGACUGGUGGUGGGUUGAAAUGUUCCACCUUUGUGAUGUCUGAUGCUGGUGGUUCUUUUCAGCUCCCAGGAUGUCUGGCUCUUCUGAGCACAGGGAGCUGGAUAGGAUCUCCUUGGAGAUGAACCAACUGUCAUUCAGGAGGCAGCAACUGAUCGAUCGCAGGAACAUGCUGACCAUCCUGCAGGAGUUCAGGAACCGCACCAACCGCAGUAGCACAGAUGGCUCCAAGGAGCAGACUGAGAUUCAAUGCCUUGAUAAGGAACUGCAGGAGCUGUCUGAGAAGAAGAGAGAGCUGCAGGAAAGGCAAGAUAACAUUCUCCAUUCCAAGGACCAAAUAAAAGAGUGCAUCAUCAGUCAGGGGGGUGUAUCUGUUCUCCCUGACCCCUCUGUUGUCUUUGUUGAAGCUCCACCCUCUAUACCAGCUCCGGAGGUCAUCCUGGACAUCCAGAAACUUCCUCCCUGCUCAGCUCAGACCCAGUGCCCACAGUGUCGACAGUUCAUCACCACAGAGAUUGUCACUUCAAUAGGCAAUGUGGCCUGUCUGGUCUGUGUCACAAUGUCUAUACUUGGCUGUGUGGCUGGCUGCUGCCUUAUCCCUUUCUGCAUUGAUAACUUCAAAGAUGUCACACAUAGAUGUCCUAAGUGUCGAAGUCCAAUAAUCACCAUCAAAAAGCUCUGAGGUAAGGGCCCACAUGUACACAGAGACUAAUAAACAGGUCUCAGACUGGGCUUGGACAUCCCCUCUUGUGAUGAUGAGGCAUCUACCAUGAAUCUGAGGUGACCCAUUUGGGGUUCAGUAGACACCCUGUCCCAUCCUGCAGGUAUAGGACAGCAGUGGAUGAGGAGGAAAUGGACAAUGAAUGUUGAAUGGAGCCAAGCCAUAAUGAAACAUGUUCUGCUGAGUGAGAAGUGAUCCUAAAUUCCCAACAACUGUACUGUGGUCAGUGUCACUCCCACCACUCCUGUGAUCAUCGUCGUCAUCCUGUACAUUUUAAGUUAGUAUGUAUCGCAUUGUUCUUGAAAUAAAAUGUCUUUAUCGAUGCAAUUUAUUAGAGAAACUGCAUUAAAUUGUUUAUUUUAA